This is a messenger RNA of Morone saxatilis (striped sea-bass), 3896 nucleotides long. RefSeq names its product POU domain, class 2, transcription factor 1 (gene pou2f2a). Lineage: Eukaryota; Metazoa; Chordata; Actinopteri; Moronidae. The record is from RefSeq and is a predicted model, not a curated record. Gene Ontology annotation, molecular function: DNA-binding transcription factor activity, RNA polymerase II-specific; RNA polymerase II cis-regulatory region sequence-specific DNA binding. Gene Ontology annotation, cellular component: nucleus. Gene Ontology annotation, biological process: regulation of transcription by RNA polymerase II.
AUGGCGGCGGCGGCAGUGCUGAGUAAUGUCUGGUGCUCAGAUAUCAGGAUGUCUAAAGCAGCAGAGGAGGAGAAGCCUGGGGCUGACUAUCCAGGGGACAGUUCAGACUCUGACAGAAACAGCCCUGAUGACCAGGUCCAGCCAAUGAAAACCAGCCCCUUCAGCCUCUCUCCCACACCAGCUGGCACCAAGGCAAAGAGUGAGGAGAGCUCUGAGAUGACCCAUAUCACCAUUGCUCAUGCUGCACCUCCCUCCCAACAGCAACAACAGCAGCAGCAGCAGCAGCAGCAACAGCAUCAGCAGCAACAGCAGCAACAGCAGGCCCAACACCACCACACACAGUUGAUGCUGGCUGGCAGUCAACUAGCAGGGCUUGCCGCUCUCCUCCCGGCUCAGCAGCAGCUGCUCCUCCAACAGGCUCAGGCUCAGCUAUUGGCAGCCGCCGUUCAGCAGUCGAACGCUGCCCACGCCGCCCAUGCCGCUCACGCUGCCCACGCCGCCGCGCAGCAACAAGCCAACCAGCAACAACAACAGCAGCAGCAGCAGAACCAAUCACAAUCCCAGCAGCAACAGCAGCAGCAGCAACAGUCAACCAAACAGGAGCAAGCCCCGCCUCCACCGCAGCUGGCCCUGUCACAGCCAAUCCAGCUCACAGCCCAGGACAUCCAGCAGCUGUUGCAGCUCCAGCAGCUGGUUUUAAUGCCGGGUCACCCUCUCCAGUCUCCUGCCCAGUUCCUUCUGUCUCAGCCAGCACAGGCACAGCAGCCGCAGCAGGGUUUGCUCUCGACACCAAAUCUGAUCCAGCUACCUCAGCAAAGCCCAGGAGGACUACUGACAAGUCCACCUCGCCUGGGACUCCAAGCACAGAGGGAGAAGAGCGGUGAUGUUGUUGUCGGUGGAAGCAGUGGCGGCUCUGUAGUCGCCACCGGCAGCAGUGGCGUUGUGACGUCUGUGGGAUCCACCUCGGCGUCCAGCAGUGCCAUGGCUUCCUCGCUGACAUCCGGCUUGACUUCUGGAGGUCACGGGGGUCACGGGGGUCACAUGGGGGAAGAGCCCAGUGACCUGGAGGAGCUGGAGCAGUUUGCCCGCACCUUCAAACAACGACGCAUCAAGCUGGGAUUCACCCAGGGAGACGUCGGCGUGGCUAUGGGCAAACUGUACGGCAACGAUUUCAGCCAGACCACCAUCUCCCGAUUUGAAGCGCUCAACCUGAGCUUCAAGAACAUGUGCAAGCUGAAACCACUGCUGGAGAAGUGGCUGAGUGAUGCAGAAACCAUGGCAGUGGACAGCAUGCUGCCCAGCCCAUCUUCUCUCUCCUCCCCGAUGUUGGGCCUUGAGGGUCUACCCGGCCGACGCAGAAAGAAGCGCACCAGCAUCGAGACCAACGUGCGAGUGGCUUUAGAGCGCAACUUCAACGCGAACCAGAAGCCUACCUCGGAGGAGAUCCUGCUCAUGGCGGAGCAGCUCAACAUGGAGAAGGAGGUGAUUCGUGUUUGGUUCUGCAACCGCAGGCAGAAAGAGAAACGUAUCAACCCCUCCAGCAGCACCACCCCUCCCCUGCCCAGCCAGACCUCGCCUGUUGUGACGCACAAAGCCUCCUGCUACAGCCCGCACAUGAUAUCGAGUCAUGGUCUGUCCCAGGUCACCACCAGCCUCAGCACAACAGUGACAAACAAACCCGCAAUAUGGCAUUAUGGCAUCAACACUACUCUUCUGCUCUCCCCUUCAGCCGCCAGUUCAUCACCUUCAGCAUCCUGCCCCAUGACUCCCGUCAGCUCGGCUGCAGUAGGUUCCACCUCUUCUGCUGUGACCCCGCCCCCUCAUAGCACAGCCAGUCCCGCCCCAUCCAGCCUCGGGAUCCACGGGCUCAGCACCGGGAACACAAUGAUGGGAGUAAGCACAGGGAUGAACCAGGCCCUCAUUGGCAGCAAUCCCCUGGCUACCAUGCAAGCCCUGGCAGCCAGCGGUGGUCAGCUGCCCAUCUCCACCCUCGAGGGGGCAGCGGGUCACAUGCUUCUGGGGGGACCUGGGGGUCCCGCUUCCCUCCGCCAGUCCCUCUUCCUCAACCGUCCCACUCUCCUCCCCAUGGUGACCGCUUCCAUGGCGACCGCUUCCACGCCCACUAUUGGACUGGUGAGCGGAGGCAGCAGCAGCGGUGCAGGGUGCGGUCCAAGGCCCCCCUUCUCCCAGUCUCCGUCCCAUGGUACCAGCGACCUCAUGAGCCCGACCUCGUGCCCCGAGGAGUCCGCAUCUCCUUGUUCAAGUCCCGCAUCUUUCUGUUCCUUCAGCGAAGCCUCGCCACCGCCCCUGGGAGGGGCCAUGGCCGAGUGAUCCCUGACUGACAGCCAAAGUAUCCUAUCAGAGGAGGACGAGGAGGAGGAAGAGGAGGAAGCAGAGUGUUAAAGGAGCUUUAAAAAUCUAAAUUUACAACCUCGCCUUUCAACCAAAGCCAUCUCUCUGUCUGAUCCAUCUCUGAUUUCGCCUCUCUCUUUCUCUGUCUCCCCGCUGAAGUCUUCUGAAGCCAAAAAUAUACACAGAUGGAUGAGGGGAGGAAGCAAAGAGAGAGGGAGGAUGGAGAGGAUAGAGAGAACUGCAGAAUGGAGGGGGGAAAUUUGAAACCAAAUAAUGAUCUACUGCUGGAGAGGUGGCAUUGAGUGUUUUUGCUUGGCAUCGGGAAACGAACACCAUGCUUUUUAUCGUCUGGAGAGAAAAAAAAUGAACUUGCUGAGGGCAGGGAUGAGAAACUGUGUGUGAGAGAUGGGAGGCAAAAAGAAAAGACUUGUUUAACAAGCUUGGAAGGUCAUGUGGUUGCAACCAAAUUUAAAAAAGAAGAUGAUGCUAGAAGAGAAACACACACUUACAAAGAUGAAAACCAAAAUCUCCAAAUACCAAAAACUGAAAACCAAAAAUGACACAAAAAAAAACAACAAACGGAGAGAAAAGCUUUAGUUCAAAAAGACUUUUGCAUUCUGAUCUGACCCAGGAUCAGUUUAGUACUCCAUUCUACUUCAUGCCAAACAUUUUCCAUUUCAGUCAGGAUUUCCAUCGUUCUCAUUUUCAGUUAAAGAUUUACAAAACAUCUAUUUUUCUAUUAUUUUGUAUUCUUCGCUCUUUAUGGUAUUUAUUGCCAAAUACGUAAGUUUAGUGUUUUACAGCUGAUCCCACAUGCAGGAUAUCUACCUACCUCUCUCUUUACAGUGCAAACCUACCAUACAUUAGAACAGACAGUGUUUGUUUUAACCAGCCUGGAGUGGCAGACGGGUGGGAUUUACUACUAUAAUUACCAUAGCAUCAGGUAAGAUGCCAAUCCAUACACACCGUAGUAUAGAAAUAACUUCAAAAAGCUUUCCUGUGAAUGCCUGAGCUUUCUGACAUUCAUUAAAUCCUACUCUGUGGCAAAACCUACCCUUCUGGCACGUAAAUAGGAUAAAACCAACCACACACGUUGGAGAAUCCCAUUCGAUCCGGGUGGUUGUUUAGCUGGUAAUGUCAAUUUAAAAGAUCCACAGUGAUUUUUUGGGAUUGUUUACAUUUUAAUUUUCUGUUCAAGACGAAAAUUUCUAUCAGGAUUUCCAUCACCAUCAUCAUCAUUAUCAACAUUUCCAUUGUUAUCUCGAAUGUUUGCUCAAACGUAAACAGUAUUUACACUGCCUAUCAAACAAUACACACACCACAGGCAGAUGUGGACAGUCUUGGGAUUUUUCAGCAUUAUUUGCCUUCUUUUAUUUAUUAUCACCCCAUACCAUCAUCAUGUCAUCUUCCAGACUGCUCAUCUACCACCAGACAGUCACUCUUGGAUACCAAAGCAUCGCCUCUGGCAGCGUUGUCUCUGGAUUCGCCCGGGAGACGAGUGUCCAGACAAAACCUCAGCAGUGUCAAAGGAAAACACACACACA